This is a messenger RNA of Penicillium angulare, 525 nucleotides long. RefSeq lists its product as uncharacterized. The transcript has a single exon. Gene Ontology annotation, cellular component: anaphase-promoting complex. The coding region runs from base 1 to 525 and encodes 174 amino acids. NCBI's taxonomy places the organism in Eukaryota, Fungi, Ascomycota, Eurotiomycetes, Eurotiales, Aspergillaceae. Gene Ontology annotation, biological process: positive regulation of mitotic metaphase/anaphase transition. The record is from RefSeq and is a predicted model, not a curated record.
AUGCACCACCCCCGCCUAGCAGACCUCUUCGAAGAAUUCACCCGCCCACACACAUCAACAGCUUCAUCAACCUCAAAUCAACAAUUCACACCGCAAGCCCAAUCCACAAACCCCGGAGCAGCAUACGGCUCCUCAUCCCCCUCCACAAUCCCCUCUUUCCUCCCAAUAGAAGACAUCUACGUCCAGCCACAGUACCAGCCUCCAAACCCGGAAGAUGAAGACGACGUCGUGCCAGAUCAACAUGCUGCAUUUGGUAUCACGCGGGCAAUGGAGCGGCGGAGAGAUCCUGUCUGGCGCGAUCUGGGCCUCGAAGCUCUAGUUAAUGGGCAGGGUCAUGGCGGGAGUGCAGUGACUGCUAAUGCGGGCGCUGGAGGUGGUUCCGGGGGCACUACGGCUGGGGGAUCGGGGCCUGGAGCUACGUUGAGAGGCACUGGUGGGGGUGCAGCGGCUGUUGCGUCGGCGGCUGUUCGAGUCAGGAAUACAGGGAGGAAAAUGGGUGGGAGGAGAGUUGUUUGUUUGCGGUGA